Coffea eugenioides is the source of this 2316-nucleotide messenger RNA. Its product is annotated as DNA ligase 1. Gene Ontology annotation, biological process: regulation of double-strand break repair; chromatin organization. The record is from RefSeq and is a predicted model, not a curated record. Gene Ontology annotation, molecular function: histone binding; DNA binding. Gene Ontology annotation, cellular component: nucleus. Bases 148 to 1998 code for a protein of 616 amino acids. The transcript has 12 exons. Lineage: Eukaryota; Viridiplantae; Streptophyta; Magnoliopsida; Gentianales; Rubiaceae.
GUGUGAAAUCGUUGAAAGCAGAGAGAUAGAGAGAGAGGGAGAGAGAGAGUGAAGAGUGCAACUCGAACAGCUUCUCGGUUAUCAAAGCGAGCUCAACAAUCACCGCUGGAUUUUUGGUUUGGAGUAUUUGUUUGAAGUUUAUUUGAAAUGGGAGAGGAAGAUGCUGUGCCUGAGGUAGCAGAGGCCACAGCAAAUGGGGAAGCUGCUCCAGAGGAAAAGAGUGGAACAGGGGCAGAGAAGGUGGAAAAAGAAGAAGUAACUGAAAUGGAAGAGGACAAGAAAGAUGAUGAGAAUGUUGAGGAUCAGAAAAUGGAUGUAGACAAAGAAGGUGAAGAAACUGAAGAAAAGAAAGAAGAAUUUGAGGGAGAAGAAAAAGAGGGCAAAGUGGAAGAAGGAAAUGAAGAGAAUAAGGGUGAGGAGGUGGAAGAGGAUGCAGGCACUAAAGUGAAUGAAGAGAAUGAGGAGGAGAAGGUUGAAGCAGAAGUUGACGGAUUGAAAGAGGAAAAGGAAAACUUGGAAGAUGUUAAAGAGGAUAAAGAAAGUGUUAAAGAGCAGAAAGGUUCAAAAAAGCGUUCAAAAAGAAAGCCCGUUUCUGGGGAAAAGGACAAAAGCAAGAAAAAGGAGGUGGAAAAGAAAAAGAAAGAGGAGCCAAAAACUCCUGCUGCUCCUGCAAUUGAACGGCCUGUACGUGAAAGGAAAUCUGUAGAGAGGCUGGUGGCAGCAAUUGACAAUGAAGGUGCCAAAGAAUUCCGUAUUGAAAAGGGUCAUGGAACUGCUCUAAAAGAUAUCCCUAAUGUGGCAUACAAAUUAGCAAGGAAGAAGAGUGAUGAUACUUUCAAGUUGCUGCAUACAAUACUGUUUGGGAGGAGAGGAAAGGCAACUCAGAUCAAGAGUAACAUUUCACGGUUUUCUGGCUUUGUUUGGCAUGAUAAUGAGGAAAAACAAAAAAUAAAAGUAAAAGAAAAGUUGGACAAGUGUGUGAAAGAGAAAUUGUUGGAGAUAUGUGAUGUGCUUGAUAUACCAGUUGUGAAGACUAAUACAAGGAAGGAAGAUAUUGUUGUAAAGUUAAUAGAAUUUUUGGAGGCUCCUCAUGCUACAUCUGAUGAGUUGCUUGCUGACAAGGAACUGUCAAGUAAAGGGAAGAAGCGAAAGAGGGUCAGUAAAGGUAGUGGAUCUGCAACGGGAAGCACACCUUCAAAAAGCUCAGCUAAGAGUCAAAAAAAGACUGACACUGCAUCUGAAAAAGGCGAGAAAAAGGAUGUGUCUGAAUCGGAAGACGAAUCAGAAGAAGUAGAGGAAGAAGAAGAGGAACAGGAGGAAGCAGAUGAGGAGGAGAAUGCUAAUGGUGUACCAGAAAAAUCAGAUGAUGAGUUGUCUGAUCAAGCUGAAAGUGACAAGGAACAUGAGUCUGAAGCUAAUUCUGAGGAGGAAAAAGGAAAGGACAAGCAUGGCUCUAAGAAGGCACCAACAAAGGAGGACUCUGCAGGAAGCUCUAAGAGUAAAAGAGUUUCUACACCUAAAAUGUCGAGUCCACCAUCCAAGUCCACACCUUCCAAGACACCACCAAGUCGUUCGAAGGUCACUCAAAAAACCAUUUCCAGCCCAAAGGUGUCCUCAAAGAAGAAGACAAUGGAAGUAGAUGCUAAGGAGAGGACCUCAACUGCCAAGAAAUCUGCGUCCAAAGAGAGUACUGGUAAAAAGGUUGACAAAGGGAGAGAAAAGCCUAAAGAAGAAAAAUUGAAGCCGAGCGAUGCUGCACUCAGAAAGGCGAUUUGUGAAAUUCUUAAAGAGGUUGACUUUAACACGGCUACGUUUACUGACAUUUUGAAGCAACUUGCCAAGAAAUUCAAUACAGAUCUCACGCCCAGAAAAUCAUCUAUAAAGCUCAUGAUCCAGGAUGAGCUUACAAAACUAGCUGAUGAAGCAGAUGAUGAGGAAGACGAGGGUGAUGCUGAAAAAGAUGAAAGACAGCCUUCAAGCCAAGAUGUUGUGGCCUGAGAAUCUAGAUAGGAAAUGACCACAGAGAUAUAAUGGUAAAGCCUUUUGUGACUGACGUUUUUCUUUCUUUGUAGUCUCGUGUUUCUGAUUGUUAAGGUAGUUGUAAUCUAUUUUCUAGCGUUCAUUUCACUGGCAAACUUGUGUAUCCUGGGAUCCCCCCAUAGUUGCCUCCUUUGUAUCUGCUUAAAAUCGCACCCUGUUAUGUACAACCCAUACCAUUGUAGGAGUUUUAUUUUCUUUCUUGUUUUCGUGGCCUUUUUUGGGCUAAUUAACUGAACCUUAGUGGAGUAUCAACAGAUGUUUAACUGUGUUGUUUUG